Messenger RNA from Trematosphaeria pertusa, 312 nucleotides. RefSeq lists its product as uncharacterized. The transcript has a single exon. The record is from RefSeq and is a predicted model, not a curated record. The coding region runs from base 1 to 312 and encodes 103 amino acids. NCBI's taxonomy places the organism in Eukaryota, Fungi, Ascomycota, Dothideomycetes, Pleosporales, Trematosphaeriaceae.
AUGUCUCAAGAACACCCGUUAGCCCUCAACUACUUAGCAGUCACAGCGCCCGAUCUACAAAAGCUGCUAGAAGACAGCAAGAUCACGAGCGAGAACCUCGUGCAAAGCUAUAUUGAACGCAUAGAGAAGGACAACACGUAUGGAGCGGGGAUACGAGCGCUUAUCGAAGUGGCUCCCCAGGAGAUCCUGGUGCAACAAGCUCGUUGCUCUGACCAGGCGAGGCGUGACGGUUUCGUUAAAGGUCUGCUUCGUAGCCUGCUACAUCGUACUGAGGGUCGGAACUUAUGGUCUGUUUUCGUCUACGGAACCUAG